AUGUCGCGCGCCGCCAGCGCCGCGACCUCGAUCUCCUUGCGCUGCCCGAUCUGCUGGGACACAUUCUGCUCGCCGGUGCUGACGCCCUGCGGGCACCGCUUUUGCGAGGCAUGCGUCAAGACCGCACUCACAGUCAAGAAGGAAUGCCCGUCGUGUCGCCAGCCGGUCAAGUCGCACCGCGCGCUUCGAGUGGACACGGCAUUCUUUGCAGCGACCGAGUCGAGCGGUGUGCGGUCGGCGGUGGCCGCCCCACUUCUUGACGAGUGCCUCGCCUCCUGCGAUGCCGAGUGGAAUUGCCGCGGCUGCACUUUGGCUAAUCCCGCGGCUGCCGAGCGCUGCGCGACGUACCGCGGCGAGGUGGCUUCCGUCAACAACGACGGCACCUUUGGCGUGGGGCGCACCUUUGGCGUGGCGUACGAGGACGGCGACGAGGAGGAGGCGGUGCCGCUGGCGGAGCUCUUUCAUCCAGCGGCUGAGGCUGGGAGGCCCGCCCACUCCGACGAGCAGAGGCUGACGGCGGCCCGAGAGAGAGCGAGGCGGCAGACGCCGACAGUGGGGUUUCGGCUCGCGGGACGCGUCUACAAGCAUGGGAAUAAGUACCGCGCGCGCCUGGACGUCCCGGGCGGGGAGGGGGAAGGGGGAGGGAAGUCCCGCUACGUCGGCAGCUUCGACACGGUCGAGGAGGCGGCAGCGGCGCGGGCUGCGGCCGCUGAGGAGCAGCGGCGGAGCGAUGAAGCUGCGCGCGCGCCCAGGCUGGCUCGGCAGGCGGAGGCGGCACGCCAGCAGGCCAUAAGCGAGGGGCUGCAGCUUGAGCCGUCGAGCUCGAACACGAGCACAGGCUUCCGCGGCGUGGUUGUGUAUGACGCGGGCAAGCGCUCACUCAGAACGUGCUACCGCGCUUACAAUGCCAUGCAUUGGCAACAUCGCGGGGCGGACGACCAUGCUGGCCAGAAUGCACAAUGGAUCUCGGGCACGUUUGAGACGCCGCGCGAUGGCCAAGAUCGCGAAGCAGGGGCAGGAUCGGAGGUUCAAAAGCUGUAA
This is a messenger RNA of Emiliania huxleyi CCMP1516, 1041 nucleotides long. RefSeq lists its product as hypothetical. Gene Ontology annotation, molecular function: DNA binding; DNA-binding transcription factor activity. NCBI's taxonomy places the organism in Eukaryota, Haptophyta, Isochrysidales, Noelaerhabdaceae. The coding region runs from base 1 to 1041 and encodes 346 amino acids. The transcript has 6 exons. The record is from RefSeq and is a predicted model, not a curated record. Gene Ontology annotation, biological process: regulation of DNA-templated transcription.